This is a messenger RNA of Nannizzia gypsea CBS 118893, 3075 nucleotides long. Its product is annotated as cleavage and polyadenylation specificity factor subunit 2. Gene Ontology annotation, molecular function: RNA binding. The coding region runs from base 1 to 3075 and encodes 1024 amino acids. Gene Ontology annotation, cellular component: mRNA cleavage and polyadenylation specificity factor complex. Gene Ontology annotation, biological process: mRNA 3'-end processing by stem-loop binding and cleavage. The record is from RefSeq and is a predicted model, not a curated record. The transcript is spliced from 2 exons. NCBI's taxonomy places the organism in Eukaryota, Fungi, Ascomycota, Eurotiomycetes, Onygenales, Arthrodermataceae.
AUGUUCACCUUUACUCCCUUGCUUGGGGCGCAAUCAUCCGGCUCCAAGGCUUCUCAGUCCAUCCUCGAACUCGACGGCGGUGUUAAGAUAUUAGUGGACGUCGGAUGGGAUGAGUCGUUUGAUACGUCUGCUCUCAAGGAGCUAGAGAGGCAUAUUCCUACCCUCUCCCUUAUUUUAUUAACCCAUGCAACUCCAUCUCACCUCGGGGCCUUUGUGCACUGUUGUCGGACAUACCCUCUCUUCACACAGAUACCUAUUUAUGCUACUAUACCGGUUAUAGCUUUCGGCAGGACCUACCUUCAAAAUCUCUACGCCUCAGCCCCGUUGGCUGCGACUUUCUUACCGAGCACGUCCGUCACAGCCUCCGAUCCCAGCUCUGGUCUGACGAUACAAUCCGCAACUACUGCUUCAGAGGGUCCAUCAGGGUACGAGAACACCGGGUCAGGGCGCAUACUUUUACCACCUCCCUCUAACGAAGAUAUUGCGCGUUAUUUCUCCCUUAUACAUCCGCUAAAAUACUCACAACCUCUUCAACCAUUGCCAUCACCGUUUUCUCCGCCCUUGAAUGGCCUUACUAUCACUGCAUAUAAUGCCGGUCACACUGUGGGUGGAACAAUAUGGCACAUCCAGCAUGGUAUGGAAUCAAUCGUCUACGCCGUUGACUGGAGCCAAGCAAGAGAAAAUGUCAUUGCCGGUGCAGCGUGGUUUGGAAGCUCCAUCGGGAGCGGGACAGAGGUUAUUGAACAGCUCCGAAAACCUACUGCGCUUAUCUGUAGCGCAAGCGGAGGAGACAAAUUCGCUCUUCCUGGUGGGAGGAAGAAGCGGGAUGGGCUGCUUCUAGACAUGAUUAGGAGUAGUGUUGCAAAAGGAGGCACUGUCCUUUUGCCUACCGACAGCAGCGCGAGAGUUCUAGAAAUUGCGUAUGUUCUAGAACAUGCCUGGCGAGAGGCAGCUGAUUCUGGGGAUCCAAACGACCCUCUUAAGAACGCGCCUUUAUACCUAGCUGGUAAAAAGGCGCACGGCACUAUGAGAUUGGCGCGAAGUAUGCUUGAAUGGAUGGAUGAGAACAUCGUUCGUGAGUUUGAGGGCAACGACGGUGUUGAAGUUACUGCUGGCAAAGCUGCUGGCGGAGCUGCCAACCAAUCCUCCAAAGGUGCGCAAAGCCAGAAAUCUGCCACAGGCCAGAAGAGCCUUGGCCCUUUCACCUUCAAACACUUGAAUCUUGUGGAGCAUAAAGCCAAGCUGGAUGGCAUUCUCGAGUCUAAAGGGCCAAAAGUCAUCCUUUCGCCAGAUACCUCUCUCGAAUGGGGCCUUUCCAAGCACAUCCUUAAACAUAUUGCAGAAGGAAGUGAGAAUUUGAUAAUCAUGACUGAGCCAUUAAAUUACCUUGGUGAGGAACAACGGGAUACAAAUACGGGCUAUGAAAAUAUUCUAGGCUCUAAGAUUUGGCGACUCUAUGAGGAAAGAAAAGACGGUGUUGCUCUCGAAAAAUCUACCAACGGAGAGAUGCUUGAACAGGUUCAUAGUGGAGGAAAGGAGUUUACUAUCACGGACGUGCAGAGAUCUUCUCUGGACUCUGACGAACUACUCAUUUAUCAGCAAUAUCUGGCAACUCAGAAUCAGCUACAAAACACUGCUCAAGUAAGGGGUAAUGCCAGCCUUAAUAAUGCAGCUGAUGCCAUGGACGAUGCAUCCAGCUCUUCCGAAUCCGAAGAUUCUGAAUCUGAGCAACAGGGGAAAGUGCUUAACUUUUCUGUCUCCCUACCACACUCCAACAAACGCAAGAUGGGGCUUAGUGAUGCAGAUCUGGGUGUGAAUAUUCUCCUACGCAAAAGAGGAGUGCAUGAUUACGACGUCCGUGGGAAGAAGGGCCGAGAAAGGAUGUUUCCCUAUGUGGCAACGAAGAAGAGAGGCGAUCAAUACGGGGAAUUCAUCCGACCUGAAGAAUAUCUAAGAGCAGAAGAGAGGGAGGAGGCUCAGCUUCAGGACCAACGUGCGCCAUCAUCCGGAAACGCCCCAACAACCCCUGGCCAGAAGCGUCGCUGGGACAAGACUGGCUCUGGUGCUACCAAUGGUCCGAACAAGCGACGCCAGACAUCGCAGCCUUCAGACAAUAUGUACAUGCCCAACGACGGGCCAUCUCCACCAAACGGCCUGGCUAGCAGCGACGUUGAGAAUGCUGAGGCCUCGGAGGAAGAUACCGAAAGCCAGUCUGUUAUUGAGGGGCCAUCAAAAGCCACCAUCGUACACUCUUCCAUCUCAUUGAAUGCACGACUGGCAUUUGUGGAUUUCGCCGGUUUGCAUGAUAAACGGAGCUUGGAGAUGCUCAUCCCCCUUAUCCAGCCCCGCAAUUUGAUCUUGAUAGGAGGCACAAAGGACGAGACUAUGGCACUUGCCGCGGAAUGCAGGAGCUUGCUGGCCGCGAAUCGAGGAGCUGGUACUACGUCAACAACAAAGCUUGGUGUUGAUGUAUUUACUCCCUUGGUUGGGGACACGGUUGAUGCCAGCGUUGAUACGAACGCUUGGAUAGUCAGACUAAGCCGCCCGUUGGUGCGACGUUUGAAAUGGCAGACCGUCAGCAACCUAGGCGUCGUUGCUCUCAUGGGAAACCUGCAGUCUUCGCAAGCCAUAUUGUUACAAGAGGAAAUUUUAGAGCAGGCCAAGAGCAAGGGCAAAGGGGAGGCAUGGAAGGCAACUGGCCCUGUGGAGAGUCAGGCCAACCAGUCUCUUAUCAAAAAUGAGAAGAUCCCAGUCCUUGAUAUCCUACCUGCGAGCCUUGUUGCCGCAACGAGGUCUGUCACAAAGCCGUUGCAUGUUGGCGACCUCCGCCUCUCUGAUCUUCGCAAGCUUAUGCAGUCUUCUGGUCAUUCGGCAGAGUUCAGAGGUGAAGGAACCCUUCUUGUCGAUGGUUUUGUUGCUGUGAGAAAGGCCGGUGCAGGUAAGAUAGAGGUUGAAGGCGCCGCUCGGCCAUCACCGAACUAUGCAACGACUUUGAAACAGAACACCGGAACAUUCCUUGCCGUAAAACAGAAGAUAUAUGAGAGCCUCGCUGUUGUCUCUGGACAUAGCGGAUGA